AUGAUCAAAUCGUAUGCCCAGACCGACGAGACCAUCCAAACAUUCCACCAAUGGAGGCGAUCUUCAGAUGCGCAUUUGUCAGGCUUUGGAGGUCCUACCUUCGAGACGAGAAAAUCAUUCAUUCCCCGAUCGCAUUUAGAGGAAUACUUCAACGGACCUCGGCUUGAGAAGCUACUCGACGUUGUGCUUGACGCCUCCAAGAGACCUGAAAUAGCUCCAAAUCUUGUACGACUUCAUUAUUCAAGAUGUUUCGCGACACUUUUGUGUAUUGGAGCAGGAAGCAUGAUUUCUCACUUCUACCAAUACGAAUCCUUACGGGAUGAGAAGCUGCCUUUCCGCACCCGACCAGAUGAAUUUCCCACCACAUCGCCGGACAAAUUCAAAGAAUUUCAGGACACUCAAUGGCAAUUUUGCGCUUUGAAACUCGAAUACGGCAUGGAUGGUCGCUUCAAACCGGAAGUUAUCGUCCCUAUAAUACACAAGGAGAAGAUUGGGGAGGGGGGGAGCGCCAUAAUCUACAAAAUUGUAGUUGACCAAAAUUACCACUCGCUAAGACCGCCUGGUCAUGCCAUACCGGUAUUUUCAGAUGCUCCAGUAUACGUGUUGACCUCGCUAACUGAAAUGGAGCAGGAUUGGCGCCAGCGAUGCAAGAAUACGUUCGUCCUGAAGACUUAUCGAGAGGCAGAAGCUGAAAAUAACUACAAGGCUGAGCGUAACGCGCAUAUGAAGUUGAGAUGGAAUGGGAAACCUUCUCCUCACAUCAUUGCAUGCUAUGGUGGCUUCGUUCAUGGAAACUCGUACAACCUCAUCUUGGAGUAUGCAGAUGGCGGAACACUGGAGAGCUUCAUGAGAAAGACAAAGCCCCCGUCAACCAUUGAAGAUAUUUUACUCUUUUGGGACAGGCUUUCCGAUAUUACACAAGGUAUUAUGUGUAUUCAUCAGACGAGCAGGAAUGACAGCUCACCAUCUCAAAGGCUUAAUGGCUGGCAUCAAGACGUUAAACCAACCAACAUUCUCGUCUUCGGCAGAAACGGAACUUCCCCGUAUGAGUGUGAAUUCAAGAUCGCAGAUCUGGAUCUCGCUCAUUUCAAACCCAGUGACUCCUCAUCAAAUGAACCCUCAGAUUUAGACGCCUUCGGCACUCGCGCAUAUGGUGCACCAGAGACAUUUAGAUCCCACAAGGACAUUGAAUCUUUGUCUUUACAAGUUACACAGUCUGUUGACAUAUGGUCCCUAGGCUGCAUUUUCAGCGAAGUUUCAGUCUGGCUUCAUGAUGGCUGGAGAAGAGUGGUUGAGUACAGACGUCAGCGGAGCGAAGAGGUAGAACGCAAAGGGGGUGGCAGUGGUGAAUACAUUUUUCACCAUAACGGCAGUCUGCUUGAGAGUGUUCGGAACAUACAUCUCAAUAUGAUGAGCAAAAAUGAUCCCAUUCACAAAGUAACCCGGCAAAUACUGGAUCACAUUGUCGAUAUGAUGCUAGCAGAAGAAGCGCGGCCCCAAGCCAAACUUGUGUUCGAGCAGACAAAGGGCCAUAUUAAACGAAUUCGAGACAAGUUUGAAGUCCCAGAGCCUAAGCCAUUACGGAGUAUUGAAGAUGACUCCGUUGAGAUUUACGAAGCCGAGCACAGGACUCGAAAUGCUACUCAAGUACACCCCAUACAUGUCAAGUCACGUUCAAAAUCAUAUCCAGGUACAAGACCAGGAACAAGAUUAACACCAAGCCAGCCUCUCCCGCCUGAUGAUGAUGUUUCGGUGUCAUCUCAGUCUUCAAGAUCUGUGGCGUCCCAAGGACAUCACUCAGGGUCAAACGAGCAAAGCAGCAAAAAAUAUCGCAAUGAUGCCACUGAACACCCUCAGUCUGUUGGAGAAGGCUCACACGCUGUACUUGACUCGCGAUUUAGUUCAUCAAAAGCUGCAAAUGCUCAUGAUAAUUCCGUGCAGCAAGGACAGAAGCAUCAGAAGGAGCCAGAGCGGCCAACCCUAUCCGUCAGUGAAGGCCUUGCAUGGAAGAAUAGAAAAAAGAAUGGUGAAAACCCUGUUUUGCCUGGAAGUGAAAAUCUGACCUCUCUAGAUCGAAGAAAUCAUAUCUUUUUGGUUGACAACUCGGAGACUAUGGGGCCGCAUCGUAGAGACGUUGACCGUGUCAUCUCGCUGUUGGCAUACAUGCUGAAGAAUUCGGACGAAGACGGUCUCGACAUCUAUUUUGCCCACAGCUGGCCGAAGAUCAACACCAAGAAGUCUUCGCGGAUAUCCAGCGGGAUAUUCCAAGCGCCCUUCAAGGGGAUAUCAGACAUGCGAUUGAGGCUCCACCAAAUAUUGCAAGAACAUCCAAAUAAAUUUGAAAAGCAAUUCUCGCCGCGGAAGAACUUUUUCGGUUAUCAACCUGGCCCGCAACCGCAAAGGCCAUUGAGCUUCUACAUCUUGACGGAUGCCAAAUGGCAACCAACUGACGUUGGCAGUCUCAUCAAAGACCAAGUCGAAGAGAUGAUUGCCAAGAAGUGUCCCAAGGAGCAGCUUGCCAUCCAAUUCAUCCGGUUCGGAGAUGAUGAAGCAAGCAUAGCUAAGCUUGAUGAGUUAGACAGCGGGCUUGGUCUUAAAGCCAGGGGCAUGGAUAUCGUGGAUCACACCUACCGUGAUGGCAAUGUCUGGAAGAUGCUGCUAGGCGCCAUCAACGACUGCUCCUGCUCGCGCGCGGGCCUCCUCAACACGCGUGACAAGAAUCAGAAGGAUGGCAGCAUCGCGACGAAAUCCGGCGUUCCGGAUACAGGCCUGAAGGAGGCGGCGGCAGCCAUCAUCUACACAGCGCCGCGGCUGCCGAGGGAGGUAAGGGAGCUAGGCAUCAUAAGGGCGUUGCUGAUAAAGCGGUUUGGCAAGGAGUUUACCCUCAAGGAGAAUAUAGAGGCUGGCGCUGCCGGGCUGGUGCCGAAGCACGUGGUAGAUAAGUUACAGGUUAAGCCUCCCGGGCAGAAGUUGGUUGAGGUGUAUCUAAGGGAGGUUGCGCGCACGUAUGGGGUUAAGUGGCCUAGGAGCCGGGAGGUGGGGGAGGAGAUGGGUAAGACGGAGGAGAGAGAGAUGGGCGUCCUAGCGACUAAAAUUGCCAUUAAAGAAGAAGAAGAAUUGAAGAAGAACCGGUAG
Endocarpon pusillum Z07020 is the source of this 3135-nucleotide messenger RNA. RefSeq lists its product as uncharacterized. Gene Ontology annotation, molecular function: ATP binding; protein serine/threonine kinase activity. Bases 1 to 3135 code for a protein of 1044 amino acids. Gene Ontology annotation, biological process: peptidyl-serine phosphorylation; peptidyl-threonine phosphorylation; protein transport. The record is from RefSeq and is a predicted model, not a curated record. The transcript is spliced from 6 exons. Lineage: Eukaryota; Fungi; Ascomycota; Eurotiomycetes; Verrucariales; Verrucariaceae.